AUGCAAGGGUUUGUUAAUGUCCAUGUGAAUUCAAACCAAUCUCAUGACUACUGGGGUGGUAGUGUCUCGCUUAGUGCCUCCAAGUCGACCAUCGUCAACGCUGUCACGACGUUGAUCCCCGGACCUGCCCCAGCGACUCAGAACGGCGUGCUAUUCCUCUGGCCUGGGAUAUCCAACGGAACUGGUGACCUGGUCCAGACCACCCUCGAAAGCUGGUCUAGCAACGCAUGGUGCGGAGCCACCACCGGACAGUGGUGUGUGCGCGCCAGUGUCUUUGGCAGCUUUGGUCAGCUCGAUGGCACUGGCUCACCCGUCAGCGGAACCGACGAAGUGCGGAUUGAAUACGAUCUUGAGUCCGAUGGACAGACUUGGACCCAGACUGUCACAAAUGGCGAGACUGGCACCGUGCUUUCAACCUACUCCCACGAAUCUGGACCCUACAUGCGAGGCUACGGUACCGGAACUGAGUGUAACGACAACUGCUCGGGAACUAUCGCUGCGCAGAAAUACCUGAACACUGUUAUCACUCUCGCCUCAGCUGAUACUGCCUUUGGUUCGACCAUUUCUAGCGUCGGUGGUGCCACUUAUACCGAGGUUACUUCUAGUGAGGGUGGGAAGGUGUGGACUAUCAAGGAGAUUGACAUUCCUUCAAUGCAUUAA
Molecule: messenger RNA, 660 nt
Organism: Penicillium verrucosum
Lineage: Eukaryota; Fungi; Ascomycota; Eurotiomycetes; Eurotiales; Aspergillaceae
Exons: 4
Coding region: 1-660 (219 amino acids)
Source: RefSeq, a predicted model, not a curated record